Molecule: messenger RNA, 498 nt
Organism: Knipowitschia caucasica
Lineage: Eukaryota; Metazoa; Chordata; Actinopteri; Gobiiformes; Gobiidae
Source: the annotation of a GenBank genome assembly
AUGGUUCAGAUCAGGCAGGUCACUGGAGAAACGGGCAUGCUAAGUGCAGAGGACCCAUGGGGGCAGUUAGGACAUGAGCGUCACCCCCUGUCUCCACAGCGUCACCCCCUGUCUCACAGCGUCACCCCCUGUCUCCACAGCGUCACCCCCUGUCUCUCACAGCGUCACCCCCUGUCUCCACAGCGUCACCCCCUGUCUCACAGCGUCACCCCCUGUCUCACAGCGUCACCCCCUGUCUCCACAGCGUCCCCCCUGUCUCCACAGCGGGGGGACGACUGGCUGAGUAAGUUUGGUUACCUCCCGCCCCCUGACCCAGUGACUGGACAGCUCCAGACCAAGGAGGCGCUCACCAGGGCCAUCAAAGCCAUGCAGAAGUUUGGCGGACUCAAAGAGACCGGAGUCUUAGAUGUGUCCGAGUCGGAGGUGACAGUCGGCCGCAGGAGACGAAGUGUGCUCCCCCCGAACAAAUGGAACAAGAGGCAUCUGUCCUGGAGGUAG